Molecule: messenger RNA, 728 nt
Organism: Halichondria panicea
Lineage: Eukaryota; Metazoa; Porifera; Demospongiae; Suberitida; Halichondriidae
Product: small ribosomal subunit protein mS23-like
Exons: 3
Coding region: 115-630 (171 amino acids)
Biological process (GO): translation
Cellular component (GO): mitochondrion; ribosome
Molecular function (GO): structural constituent of ribosome
Source: RefSeq, a predicted model, not a curated record
CUUUGCUCUGUGCCUGACUGUGGAAGACCUCACCGACUGAUUUUCAUAUACACAUCUAGUGAUCAUUACCAAUCAAGGUUUUAAUUUUUUUGGCGAUUCUUACCGCAAUCAAGCAUGGCCUCGCGAGUGAUAGAAGCUGGCUCAGUUGUUGCUAGAACACGGUUUCUGCUUAGUACUCGAGUGUUAAAGGAGCGUCCUCUAUGGUUGGAUGUAGCUGAAGCCUUCCCUCCCGUAGAACCACUUCCCCCACCUCACAAGGACAGACAACUCCAUUCUGGCAAGGCCAAGACACUCUCCUUCACUGAAGACUGCCUUAGAAGGGAUUUCUUAAGGCACUACUCUAUUGUCACCAAGGCAGGCCUCACUCCAGCAGAAGAAAUCUACUCUUUGUGUGAGGGAAAGGAUCGAAACUUGCCUAACCUGAUUGACCAGUUUGUACGAGAGCAGAACAAAAGGAUUUCUCUUGGAAAGAGCCGAGAGGAAGCUGGUUUGAGUGCAAUGGCAGCUGUCAGUGACGUUCACUCGACACUCAGUGUGCAACCCAGAGAAAAGGAGGCAGCUAAAGAGACCAAACCGGACGCCACACCACUGGAGAAAGUAGUGUUUGACGUUCUAGAAUCUUUGAAGUAAAUAAUUAAUUCAUGUCAAUCUCAUUAUUUUUUGUGAAAUUAAUUGCUGAAUGUACUGCAGUGUACAGCAUAUUUAAUAAUACGAUCGGUAUAAUUAUA